GCCCGUUGUUGCGCCAACAGCACGCCCCUCCACGCCUGCCGCCCCGCCGCUUGCUUUCCGCCUCGUUCGCGUGUGUCGACAUUGGUCGUUGUUUUGGUUUCUCCACCGUUGGUGUGCUGCUGGCCAGGCGUGUCGAGCUGCAUGUCGAGCGGUUGCCCCGUGACUUCCACAGCAACUGCCCCUGUUUCCAGACGGCUCUUUACAUGUCAUCAUUGUUCACGCACCCACACGCGCGCGCAGCAACUCAACACACACAAGCACACAAGCACACACAAGCACACACAAGCACACAAGCACACAAGCACCCACCACUGCAGCACCACCAGCCAGCAGUGGCGCGCGACUUUCUUUGUGGUGCACCCUCCUCGUCGUCACCGAUCCGCUCACACGCAGCAACAACAAGGCCUGGCUGCGUGACAACACGGUGUUUCUCCCACCAACACCCGGGCACAACACGCCCGUCGGCACACCAACCAACCGUCCAGCAAGCAAGUCUGCAAGCACAGCACUCAACAAAAAUCAGCAACCCGGCAUUGCUCUUGGCGUCCACCCUCCUUUCUCACCCACUCCCUCCCAGCACACUCUCCAGCCUACGUGAAACGCACACACAUGAGCAGCUGCAGAGAGCACCUCUCCAUCGCCACCCCCCGCCCACACACAAACACACAAACAGCAGCCGUCACACCAGCACCCAGCAGUAACAUCUCCCCACUUGCUCUCCGUGAUCUGAUCUGAGCGAGUUCACUCCGCGCCCACAAGCCGCCACAGACCUCCCGCGAGCGCUGGUGCAAGAGUCACGCGCUGCGGCAACCACACUUCUGCCUGUUACAUGGCGCAAGCCCCAGCCACCGCACAAGCAGCAAGCACAAGCACAGCCGCCGACACACGCACAACGCCAGCAACUGCCGCAGCCACAGCAACACCACGCAUCACUUGUCUUCAGGCCACAUCACCUCGCCCAGCACUAUGCGGCAUGUCGCAUAGGCACAGCAGACACAUGACCACCACCACCACCACGGCCACGGCCACCAUGCAGGCGUUCAUCGUGGUGCUGGCACUCGCUCUUGCCACAGGGGUGCAUGGCGCGUGCAACUGGGAGCCUGUUGCCAGCAGCUGCUCCGUCGCAUGUGGUGGAGGUGUCCAACACGUUGACUACACCUGUGUGUGCGCAUCUUCCUCCACCACGAGCCAAUGCAGCACUCCCAAACCAGCACCACAUACACGCGCGUGCAACGAAGAGCAGUGCGCCUACUGCCACACGUUUCACUUCACCAACGUCCCACUGAACGUGCGCCACAGCGACAUCAUUUCCGCCGCCCAGCUGGCAUUCUCGCCACCAAACACCACCAUUGCCGCAUCCACAACAGCCCCGCCCGUCGUGGUCGGGCCAGCCUCAACCACAAACCCCAACAACAGAGUCAACGAUUCCACCACAAUCGCGAACAACAACGACAACAGCAACAGCAACAGCAACAUGCCGUCAUCAGCGCUGCUGGGCGACCACACCGCCUUUCGCUGGAUCUCCCCAGACAACACUGUUGUGCUUGCGUUUGACCCGGACACGCAGCUGUGGGUGGUCACCCACACCACCACGGGCGACGUGCUUGCAAGCACGCCCUCCCACCCGCCGUUUGUGUCCUCUGCUGGCACCCCAGCCCUGUGGGACAUGUUUGAUCCCGCGGUGGUUGCGUUUCAGGUUGCCCGCACCGCGCGUAUGGUGUGCAGCGCAUGCCAUGUCGACGAUGACAGCGAACCCGCCGAGUUUUUUCUUCGCAAGGACACGUGUGCGCAGGUGUCGCCUGCGUGUGCGUCUUCCGAGCAAGUUGCUGCGCCCACGGCCACAUCGGAUCGCGUGUGCUCCAAUGCACGCUGCACCGACAACUGCGCCAACUGCACACGUGACGGCGCGUGCGUGCUCUGCCCGACAUACACAUACCUGCACGACGGCCAGUGCGUGACAUCGUGCCCGUCACCGCUCAUUGCAGACGAUGUGACCCGCUCCUGUCGCGUGUGCGGCGCCGCCCACUACCCAGCAGCAGCAACAGCAGCAGCAGCAGCAGCAGACGGUCGUGGUGACAGUACACAGUGCCUGCCGUGCUCGCAGGCGACGUGCUAUGCGUGCGGGCUGAAUGGCGAGUGCGUGUGCGACAUUGGGUCGACGCUGACCAGUGGCGAGUGCAUCCACACCGCCGGCACCACAACCGUAUUUGUCCAGACACACGACGCCAAUCCCUUCAACUCAACGGUGCUUCGACGGGAACUGGAAGCCCUGCUGCACGCGCGCGUGUACUUUGAGUUUGUGGGCAGCGGCAACGCCGUGUCUGUCACCUUCUCCGCGUGUAGAACAGAGACCCGCCUGUGUCUUGCCUCAGGCCUUUUGCAAGCCCUGGUGAUGGACGAAGACACAUUGCGGCAGUUGGAGCAGGACACAGGGUACACUCUGACGGUGCUUGCAAGCACGCCGACAACCACCACGACUGGUGCUCCGCCAGCUUCCAACUCGGGCGUCCCAGGCCUGUCUGAUCUGGCGUACAUCCUGAUUGCGGUUGGAGGAUUUCUCCUCCUCGUUGUUCUCGGUUUUGUCGUCUCCAUCGCCUGCACUUCGAACAAGAGGCAAAAGCGCCGCAAUGAACUGCGGCUGACCAGCAACGGGCACUCGCCGAGCAAAGGCGACCGCGCUCGCGAUCACCACAAGAGGAGGCGAAAGCACCACAAGCACGCCAACAACCAGCGAAAGGCAAACGCCCUCAAUGCCCUCGAAUACGACGACACACCCCUCUGCAAUGUGACAUCAGAAAUGCUGCUUGGAUCCGAGACAGAGGGUGCUGCUAGUGUUGACUUGUGCACGCGUUUCCACGAUGUGCUCAAGUGGUGGAAGACAUCAGAGCUUGUCCGCGGCGUCGGCCUCUCAAAGACCGGGCGGCCGUACGCGUGGUUCCUCGGCCUCGUGUCGACGGAGCGAUCAGAGCAGAUUCUCCUCUCCAGCUGUGAGGGCGCUUUCCACAUCCGCGUCUCACGCGACUUUCCGGGGUAUGUGCUGUCUGCGCACCACAAGAACCGUGUGUACCACUACGACAUUCACGUCGUCCGCCGCCACCGCUACCGCAUUGCUGGCGACGCCGGUGGUAACGCCCGCCACAAGUCACUGCGCAGCAUCGUUCACUACCACGCUCGCGCACCGCUCAAGGGUGCCGGGUAUCUGCGGCGGCCGUGUGGCGACCGCGCCGUGUCGUACCACGAGCUCAUCCGCAUGGUCCGCAGCAUGACAAUGACCGCGUCCAUCUUUGAUGUUCCGAGCGAGGCGGCGCCACGGGGGCGACGGGAGCGACCGGCGACAUUCUACCGCGAAGCGGACAGUGAUGAGGAGAGCCAGAUCUAUUACACCCUCGAGGAGCUUCAGGCGCAGCAGGAGCCAAUCUACCAAACCCUCUCAGAGACAGAGCGCCAGACACGCGAGUUGGAGAUUCGGGCAGAGCUGGAGGCCGACAGCGACAACGGCGCCGAAGUCAUGCAACUGCCGCACUCUGAUGUUGAUGUUGAUGACGAUGAUGUUGACGAUGACGAUGACGACGAUGCCGAGGAUAUGGAUGUGAGCCACGACGCGUCGCACAACCGCUCCUCUGCGGACUCGAGUGCACAGCAGAGCGAGGGCCAUCGUCGCGUGCGUGCACUGCAGCACCUCAACCGCCACAUUGCCAGGUUCUCGCACGCCGAGGACCCAGUGCAUGCUGGCAGACAACAUACGGGCGCAGGCGCAGGUGCAGUGCAUGUGCGCGAAAGCUUGCUGCAGUUUGACACGGAUGUGCGGAAUCACCCGCAGCAGCUGCUGCAACAGCAAGAGCAUCACCUCAACGACGCAAGCGCGCUGCUGCAUGCUGACUCUGCCGACCAGACGCGCGACCACCACCUGUUUGCGUCGUCUGCGGCGCUGCUUGACUUUGACACACCGGAUCACGCGUUGCGGCGAUCACACUCCCUGCCCACCCUGGCCGCAUGCCAGGCCAUCGCGUCCCAGCUGCCCCGCCUUCGCCACCACCGCCGUCGUCACGACAAGCACUGUGGUGAUGACAGUGAGGAGGACAACCAGCAAGCGUCAUUGUCGCACGGAGCAGCUGCAAAACCAACAGCAACAGCAACAACAACAACAACAAGGUCAUCAUCCUCGCCACCGCCGCUGCCGUCUCCUCUGCACACGCUCUCGCUUCGCGAGCAUCACCCUGCUCGCUCCCAGUCUGUCGGGGUGUCCAGCGUGUACGACCACGAGCCCUGGCUCGCGGCAACGGUUGUCUCCAACCCUUCGCGCGAGCUUGGUGCCAAUGCGCUGCGGCGUUGGCCCGGCCGGGCAGGUGCACCCCCAGGCCUGCUACACCCGCGCCACGAACUCGCCUGUGCACUCGUCAGCGGUGUGCGCAGUGGCAACCUGUCGUCCCACGGCGAUGGCAGCUCUGGGUCGCGCGGCACCGACGCAGAUGGCGAGAGCCCUUGGUCGCUUGGGUCGUCGCCGCGUGCCACGUCUGCAAACCCUGGGCGAGGCCUCAUUCAUGGUGGCCGUGAUGACGCCAUCGCACACACACGCACUGCUGUGCUGGCUGAUACCGCUGCUGAGGACGAAGGCGACGGCGUGGUCAUCGAGCGUGCGCGUGUUGUUGCUCGAGGCGUGGCAGACAGGCGUCGCGUCUUGCUGCGCGGUGGCGAUGAUGACGAUGACGACAUCAACAGCUAUGCGUCUGUUGUUGAAGGUGGCCAGUCCUACGCCAGCGUGCUUCCGAUUGACGUGGGCGCAUAUGCCACCAUCGUGGACGACGACGAAGACGCGCGGGAUGUCGGCUCGUACGUGAGUGUCGACGACGUGGGCUCGUAUGCGAGCGUGACCGGCAACAGUGGCGAUCCUCGCCGCGUGCUCCAGCUGGAUCCAUCACCGCUGGCACAGCACACUCAGCGGUGGAGCGAUGAGGACGUGCCGAACAAGAGCAGCAACGGGGCUGGGCGCCACAACGCACCACACCCGCUCACGACGACAGCGACGGCAACGGGCACCGACAGCGGCAGCACCGGAUACGCGAGCGGGGGCAGCAGCGGGGGCGAUGGGAACGAGGGCCGGCCCAAGUUCCACCGCGUGCCGCUGCAGACGGCGAUCAAGAACGUGGCGGCGGCGCGGAAGGGCGCAGACGACUGGCGCCGUCGGUCCCGCGGUGUCGAGGUGGACGCAGACGUGAUUCUCCGCACAUCACCAAGCCGAACGGCAUGCGCUGCGCAGCAAACUGCAGGUAGCAACAACAACAGCAACAGCAGCAGUGGUGGCGAUGGCAGUGGUGAUGGUGGGAGGCGGCACAGGCUCCGGCGCAGGUCGCAGCAGUCAGCGGAGCUCGCCGCCGCUGCUGAUGCCAAUGAUGUUGGCAUGACCGCGAUGAUUGCGAGCACGGCUGGCUGCACGCCGCCAUCUUUACAGACGCGAGCUCGGCCCAAUCGCAGCAGGGGCAACGGCAGCAGCAGGAGCAGGAAGAAACGCCACUCCUCGCAGCCCCGCCCACACGGCAGCACGCAUGCCGAUGACGAUGAUGACGAUGAUGACGACGUUUACAACGGCCACGAUGGCGGCGAUCGAAGGAGACGCAGCAGCGAGGAACCACGGCGGCGGCGGCACCGGCGACACAGCGCGUCAUGGCGGUCUGUUGAGCGCCAACAGUCGUCUUCGCCACGCCUGUUGCUCCUACAGUCACAGCAGUCGCAGCAGUCACAAUCGCCUGUGAGGGCAGAGGGUGCUGUGCGACAGCGUGUGCUGCAGUUGCAGCGGCAGAUGUUGCCUGACCCCGUGGCCGUGACGCGGGUGCACGUGGGCGCACCAUCACACCCAGCAUCAUCCCAUGGGCAGCAUCGUCAACAUCACCCCCGCAUGGCGUACCGUCACAUGUCCGCCGACAGCGCCGCUGACACCCACGCACAUCACCAUCACCAUGCGGAUCAGUUUGCGCACCAGCAACCGGGGCAGCUUCAGCAGCGGGAGAGCAGGCGCAUCAAGGGGCGAAGCGUUGAUGUGAUGGCGCGACCAUCAACACCGCCAACGCAGCUGCACUGCCACGACAACCGCAGCAGCUACCCCCUCUCCGCACACAACGUGUCGAGCAGCGUGUCCCCGCGGCGCGUGGUGCUCACGCGAUCAGGGACGCCGCCCUUGCAUCAUGGCGCUGGCCUGUACACGAAGAAUUCGCCGGCGUUUGGCGCUGUGCCGCCGCCAUCGCGCCCCGAUCGUGGCGUGCGCGAACGCACAUCCUCUCCACUCGCCACACAGCUCAUGGAGCAGAGCUUGUAUCGUUCCACAUCCCCACAGGUGUUCCAGCAGCAUCAUCCACAACAGCCUGCGAUGGUGUUGGAGUCAAGUCUGCCACCUCCACCGCCGUACACACGCGCAUCGGCGCCAAACCCACUGCGGCGCACGCGAACGAGCCAUGACGUGCAGGGACGCAGAUCACCACCCCCGUACUCCGCACUGCACCCACAGCUCUCAACAUCGGCUGAGCAUGGACGCACACGCUCCCGCUCCGAGCGCUAUCAACGACGCUCCUUGCCUGUGCAGGAGCUGUAACAUCAGAGGCGUUGACGCGGUAUCGUUGUACUCCACCGUAUCGUGGCACUGCUGCGACUGGCCAAAACUGUUUGACACCUGACUGUCACUGCAACUACAGCAGUGAACUGGCGGAGCCAUGCGGGGCUGUUCCAACGUGCUUGUGGUUGCUCUUAAUGUCGCCCCCUUGCACGACUUUAGACCACCAGCUUGCUUCAGUGUUGCGUAUUUAGUCGUCGUUGGUCAUAUUCAAUUAUGCAAGGCAUUCCAUUUGUGUGUGUGUGUGUGUGUGUGUGUUUGUUACAUGUGCUUCAAACGUGUGCAUGCUUGUCUUAUGUUUAUAUUCACAUCAUUUGUACUGGCUGCUUGUCACUACUGCCCUGCUCUUUGCUCUAAGUCACAUCACGGUAAUUAAAUGCAUCACCCUCCA
Molecule: messenger RNA, 6992 nt
Organism: Salpingoeca rosetta
Lineage: Eukaryota; Choanoflagellata; Craspedida; Salpingoecidae
Exons: 17
Coding region: 830-6583 (1917 amino acids)
Cellular component (GO): cytoplasm
Source: RefSeq, a predicted model, not a curated record